This is a messenger RNA of Daucus carota subsp. sativus, 2202 nucleotides long. RefSeq lists its product as uncharacterized. The record is from RefSeq and is a predicted model, not a curated record. Gene Ontology annotation, cellular component: nucleus. Gene Ontology annotation, molecular function: enzyme activator activity; single-stranded DNA helicase activity; DNA binding. The transcript is spliced from 2 exons. Gene Ontology annotation, biological process: DNA-templated DNA replication; DNA synthesis involved in DNA repair. Bases 89 to 1774 code for a protein of 561 amino acids. Lineage: Eukaryota; Viridiplantae; Streptophyta; Magnoliopsida; Apiales; Apiaceae.
AUUGGGCAGGGUGUAAAAACAGGAUUUUGAAAUAUAACAUCGAAACCCCCGCGCCCAGCCCUUUUUCCAUUCUCAACUACACACUGCCAUGGAAGAAGAAGAGGCUGCGAAACAGCAGCAGCUCCUCAACAUGGGCUUUUCUCAAGACCUAGUUUCUCAGGCCCUUGAAGCCACCGCCGGUGAUUCCACUCUCAAAGCCACCGAAUGGAUUCUCUCCCACUCUCAAAACCCAUCUUCCCCUCCUCCUUUAUCUUCUCCUUUUCAACCCAAAAUCAACCAUUUCUUCGCCAAACCAACUCCAACCCCCCCUCUAAAAACCCAAUCAAAAAAUACCCAUUUGCGAGAAGAAGAAAAUAUUAUGGCCCCCCAAAAGCGAUUAAAAGUUCAUCCACUGAGGCAGCCGCAAAAAAAACAUAAUCAUAAACCUCCUUUGUAUGAAAGAAUGAGACCUCGUACUAUUAAUGAGGUUGUCGGACAAGACCAUCUUCUUGCAAAUAAUUCUCUGCUUAGAUCUGCAAUGCAAUGUAAGUUGAUUCCUUCUUUUGUGUUGUGGGGCCCACCUGGGACUGGUAAGACUUCUAUUGCUAGAGCUAUUCUUGAUUCUGGUAGUAGUGGGUGUGAUUUGAUGUAUAGGUUUGUGUCUUUAUCUGCUGUGACUGCUGGGGUUAAGGAUAUUAGGGAUGUUGUCGAAGAAUCGAAAAAGUUGAAAUUAAAGAGUAAUAAGAGGACUAUUUUGUUUGUUGAUGAGGUUCAUAGGUUUAAUAAGUCUCAGCAAGAUUCUUUUUUGCCUGUUAUUGAAGAUGGUAGUGUUGUGUUUGUGGGUGCUACUACGGAGAAUCCCUCUUUUCAUUUGAUUACUCCGUUGUUGUCGAGGUGUAGGGUUUUGAAUCUUAGUCCUUUGCAGCCUCAGCAUGUUUGUAUGCUGAUUAGACGAGCUGCCGAUGAUUUGGAGCGUGGGGUUGUGCAGAGUUUGUCAAAUGUGGGUUGUGGGGUUAUAAGGAUUGAGUUGAGUGAUGAGGUGGUUGAGUUUUUGGGUUCGAAUUGUGAUGGGGAUGCAAGGGUUGCACUUAAUGCUUUGGAGAAUGCAGCUGUUACGGCUGCCGCACGAGUUGGGGAUUCAGGAGGUUCAGAAGAAAAUGACAUUACUCGUUCAGUUGUGCUUAUGGUGACUCUUGAUGAUGCAAAAGAGGCGUUGCAGUGCAAGCAUCUUGCUUAUGACAGAGCGGGCGAUGAGCAUUAUAAUUUAAUCAGUGCACUCCAUAAAUCUAUGAGAGGAAGUGAUGCUAAUGCUGCAAUUUAUUGGCUUGCUAGGAUGCUGGAGGGUGGUGAGGAGCCUCUUUAUAUUGCGCGUCGAUUAGUUAGAUUUGCUAGUGAGGAUGUUGGACUGGCUGACCCAUCUGCAAUAACCCAGGCCAUUGCAUGCUAUCAGGCUUGCCAUUUUCUUGGUAUGCCUGAGUGCGAUGUGAAUCUUUCCCAGUGUGUUGCAUAUUUGGCAUUGGCUCCAAAAUCAAUUGCUGUUUAUAGAGCACUAGGGGCUGCCAGGAAAGUUAUAAAGGAAUCAGUUGGACAUAAUGAGGGAGUGCCUCUCCACUUGAGGAAUGCACCAACAAAAUUAAUGAAAGAUUUUGGUUAUGGAAAGGACUAUAUAUAUCCACCGGAUAAUCCUUCAUCGACACAGACUUAUCUUCCACCUUCCCUUCAUGGUUAUAAGUUCCUGCAUUGGCCUGAUACUGCUGGUGCUUUAGAUGCUAACAGACGGACUGAUAGAUGCUGAUGAAUAACUCCCUACUGUCCCUCACUCUUUUUUUGGCAGAUAGUAAUCUAUACUGGUUAGAACUUCCUUUAUGCCCCAUCCUUUUCAUUACAUUAUGAAGUUUGGUUGUAUUAGUAUAUAUAUCUCUAGUAUGAGAAAUCACCUAAAACUCAUUUUCAAGCAGUAUGGAUUUAUGAAAAAGGUAUAUAUAUUACGGAUUAAUAGUAUAGAAAGGACAAACAAAAAGGUCAUGCUAACAACAAUUAUAUAAAAUUUAAGAUGUACAUACUGCAUCAGUGCUAUCUAUUAAGAUAAUAUUAAAUCGUAAUGACUGCUAUUAUAUAAAAUUAGACAAUAGGUUUACAAUUUCAACUUUAUUGUAAUAAAAAUAAGAAAGUAAUAUUUCACAUCCUCAAAUAGUGAGAGGCUUUUAAUUGACUGGUCAAGGG